AUGAAAGGAGUUAUGAGGUUUGGGAAGAAGGGCAAGUUGAGCCCUAGAUACAUCGGGCCAUUUGAGAUUCCUGAUCAAGUUGGACCGAUGGCAUAUAGAGUAGCACUUCCACCGGCACUUGCGGGGGUGCAUAAUGUAUUUCGUGUCUCCAUGUUGAGGAAACACGUCAUUGACCCCACCCAAAUUAUUGACUAUGAGCCCUUACAGAUUCAGGAAGAUAUGACUUAUGCUGAAGAACGAAUUCGUAUAAUAGAAAGGAAAGAAUUGGUGCUACAAACUCAGACUAUACCUUUGGUUAAAAGUCAUGUGGAAUAA
This is a messenger RNA of Juglans regia (Persian walnut), 315 nucleotides long. RefSeq lists its product as uncharacterized. NCBI's taxonomy places the organism in Eukaryota, Viridiplantae, Streptophyta, Magnoliopsida, Fagales, Juglandaceae. The transcript has a single exon. The record is from RefSeq and is a predicted model, not a curated record. The coding region runs from base 1 to 315 and encodes 104 amino acids.